AUGGAACAGAAGCACAUUUUCUUGUCUGCUCUGAGUGUUGGUGUUGGGGUUGGGGUGGGCCUGGGGUUGAGUUCUGGGCAGGCUGUGAGCAAAUGGGUAAACGGUAAUUGCUCGGCCGAUGAGGUUACCGCGGAGCAGAUUGAACAGGAGCUGAUGAGGCAGGUGCUGCCUGGCAGAGACAGCAAAGUUACCUUUGAGGAGUUUCCUUAUUACCUAAGAGAAAGAACUCGGAUGUUGUUAACAAGUGCUGCAUAUGUUCAUCUGAAACACUCUGACUUAUCCAAGCACACCCGGAACCUUUCACCUGCAAGUAGAGCUAUUUUGCUCUCAGGACCUGCUGAACUUUAUCAUCAAAUGCUCGCCAAGGCUUUAGCACAUUACUUUGAGUCGAAGUUGCUGUUGUUGGACAUUACUGACUUUUCUAUCAAGAUCCAGAGUAAAUAUGGGUGUGCCAAAAGAGAACCUUAUCUUAAGAGGUCUUUCUCAGAGGUGACAAUGGAGCGAAUGUCCAGUUUGCUUGGGUCUUUCUCAAUCCUCCCUUCAAGUGGGGACAGUAAAGGCACAUUAUGCCGGCAAAGCAGUACUACAGAUCUCAAAUCAAGGGGCGCUGAAGGGCCAAAUAAUUCAACGCUUCAAAGAAAUGCCUCCUCUGCAUCUGAUAUGAGUAGCUUCAGUUCCAAAUGUGCUCCCACAAGUUCAGCUCCUCUCAAACGCGUGACCAGCUGGUGUUUCGAUGAGAAACUUUUUCUACAGUCACUUUACAAGGUCUUAGCUUCCAUAUCAGAAACUGGUUCGAUCAUUUUAUACAUCAGGGACGUUGAGAAGCUUUUUCUCCAAUCACGGCGGUUAUACAAUUUGUUCAAUAAAAUGUUGAAGAGACUUUCAGGGUCAGUGUUAAUACUUGGUUCCCGGAUGUUAGAUGCUGAAGAUGAUUGCAAAGAAGUUGAUGAGAGGCUUGCUGGUUUGUUCCCAUACAAUAUUGAGAUCAGCCCCCCUGAAGAUGAGACUCAUCUUGUCAGCUGGAAAGCCCAACUGGAAGAGGACAUGAAGAUGAUCCAGUUCCACGAUAACAAAAACCACAUAGCUGAGGUACUUGCAUCAAAUGAUCUUGAGUGUGAUGAUCUAGGUUCCAUCUGCCAUGCAGACACAAUGGUCCUCAGCAACUACAUAGAAGAAAUCGUUGUAUCAGCGAUAUCUUAUCAUUUGAUGCAAAAGAAGGAUCCAGAAUAUAGAAAUGGAAAGCUUGUUAUAUCAUCGACGAGUUUGUCCCAUGGAUUGAGUAUAUUCCAGGAGGGAAAAAGUGGCGGGAAAGAUUCUCUGAAACUGGAGACCAAUGCUGAUUCCAAUAAGGAAACUGAAGGGGAAGAGGCUGUCGGUGCAAAGACUGAAACAGAGAAAUCUGGUCCUGCAGUAAAGAAGGACAGCGAGAAUCCACCUCCGCCAAAAGUUGAAGUUGCGCCUGACAAUGAAUUUGAGAAGCGCAUAAGGCCAGAGGUUAUCCCUGCAAAUGAGAUUGGAGUCACAUUUGCAGACAUUGGUGCAUUGGAUGACAUUAAAGAAUCACUUCAGGAGUUGGUCAUGCUCCCACUUCGAAGACCAGACCUUUUCAAAGGUGGGCUUCUUAAGCCUUGUAGAGGCAUUUUGCUUUUUGGUCCUCCUGGCACUGGAAAAACAAUGCUGGCAAAAGCCAUUGCAAAUGAAGCGGGAGCAAGUUUUAUCAAUGUCUCGAUGUCCACCAUCACUUCAAAAUGGUUUGGAGAAGAUGAAAAAAACGUCCGAGCUCUGUUCACACUUGCAGCAAAGGUCUCCCCAACUAUUAUCUUUGUGGAUGAGGUUGACAGCAUGCUUGGGCAGCGGACCAGAGUUGGGGAGCAUGAGGCCAUGAGGAAGAUAAAAAACGAGUUCAUGACACACUGGGAUGGGCUGUUGACAAAAACGGGAGAGCGAAUUCUUGUUCUGGCUGCAACCAACAGACCAUUUGACCUUGAUGAAGCAAUCAUCAGGCGGUUUGAGCGCAGAGUCAUGGUUGGUCUUCCCUCCGUUGAGAAUAGGGAAAUGAUCUUGAAAACUCUUCUUUCAAAAGAAAAGGUUGAAAAUCUAGACUUCAAGGAGCUUGCAACCAUGACAGAAGGUUACAGUGGCAGUGAUCUUAAGAACUUGUGUGUGACAGCAGCUUAUCGACCUGUGAGGGAGCUUAUACAACAGGAGAGACAAAAGGAUAUGGAAAAGAAGAAGAGAGAAGCACAAGGCAAGAGCACAGAAGAUGCUUCAGAGACAAAAGAGGAAGAGAAAGAGGACCGAGAAAUUACUCUGAGAGCUUUAAACAUGGAAGAUAUGCGGCAGGCAAAGAAUCAGGUUGCUGCCAGUUUCGCUUCAGAGGGAUCAGUAAUGAGUGAGCUGAAACAGUGGAAUGAUUUGUACGGAGAAGGUGGCUCAAGGAAGAAGCAACAACUCACUUACUUCCUGUAA
Messenger RNA from Prunus armeniaca (apricot), 2469 nucleotides. NCBI's taxonomy places the organism in Eukaryota, Viridiplantae, Streptophyta, Magnoliopsida, Rosales, Rosaceae. The record is from the annotation of a GenBank genome assembly.